AAUAAAAACAAGAAAGGAGGAGAAAAUUAAGGAAAAAGAAUAUAAUAAGAAAAAUUGUAUAAAAACAUUAAUGAGAGUUUCCAAAAACAUUCAUUAAGUUGUACUUAAUAAUAAUAUUACAAAAUCAGUAAGAAUUUCGUUCGAAAUUUCAAAGUUUUUGUUAUGUUUUUGCUCAAUGUAUAAAAAAUCAAUAAAUUGAUAAAACAAGAGUAGAAAAAAAAAUUAAAUCAAAAAAUGAAUCAAAAUGAAUAUGAAAUCCGCGAGUCCCAGCGAUUACGGGAGCUCGAAGAAUAUAAAGGACGUGCAGCUCAAAUGGAAAAGACUAUGAAAUGGUGGAGCGAUUGUACGAACAAUUGGCGUGAAAAGUGGGCAAAAGUCAGAAACGAGCGGAAUCAAGCGCGAGAUGAGAUAAAGCAAUUGCGAGUGGCACUUGAAUCAAGCAUGAAGGAAUCAAAUGGAUAUAAAAGAGAAAAGCAUGAACUCGAAAUUCAAGUACAACAAUUGAAAAAAGAAAUGGAAAAGAUUCAUCACAGUUUAAUGAAGCAUGCAUCAACGCAUAAAGAACCUGAGCGUGAAAUUAGCGGUAGCCCUGAUCAAUUCUCAAAUGAUGGCUUAAAGAAUGUCAAUUCUGAAGAUGGUCUUGUGACAAAAGCUCGUUCAUUGAGUGAAAAUGAGAGCAAUUCAGAAAGUAAAAUUGCUGACGAGUUUCAACAAGGACCAAGUGGAAAGGACAGUAAGAAUGUAUCAAUGGAACUAAAUGAUAAGCAAUUCCAAAAGCUUAAAUUAUCAAAAAGCGAAGAUACUGAAGAUGAUUCCGAAUACCUGAUUCAAAAAGCUAAAAUGUUACAAUUGAGAUUAGAAGAUGCACAAAAAGCAAUAAUUUCUGAAAAGGAAGAAAAGAUGCAAUUGCUUAAGAGCAUGGACAAAAUAAGACAUGAUCUUGAAGAAUGCAGAAGUAAAUGCGAAGAAGUUCGCUCAGCAAGACAAGAAGCGGUAAGAGAAUUGCUGACUAUGCAAGAGACUCACAGAGCUGAGCUCCGUAUUAUUACAAAUUCAUUGCAAGAAGAAACAAACUCAAGAGAAUCACUUGAAAGACGAUUAAGUGAACUACGUGGGGAAUUGGAAAGAUUGCAAUCUGAGAAUGCGUCAUUCUGGUCGCGCUCUGAACGACUUGAAACUGAAAAGAUCAAUCUCGAAAGAGAAAAUAAGAAGAUGAAAACAGAACUUAUGGAUUCGCAAGUAUCUGGCAGAUCACCAAUGUGGAAUGUCGCCAACGGAUCACGCAAUGAGGAAAUACGUCUAUUGCAGCAAGAACUAAUUGACAAAAACAAGGAAAUCCAAGAACUUCGCCAUUCGCAAAGCAAAAUGAAAAAGAUGUUGUCAGAAGCAAACAUUGAAAUGGGCCAUGCUGUUCGUAGAGCUGAACAAUAUGAGACUGAAGUAAAACGUCUACGUACAAGAAUUGAAGAAUUAAAGAAAGAAUUAACAAUGGCCGAAGAUGAACUCGAUGCAGCGUCAUCAGCAAUAAGAAGAUUACAGCGAAACAACGAAGAAUUAAAUGCAAGACACUCUAGUCCAAAACAUUAUUCGUCACGUGGCACAAAUUCACCAAAAGUCCAAGAAUAUCGUCCAAAUAUAAAUGAUUUAAAGCAAUUCUUUGAUGACACAAAACGUUCUGGUCAUUCUAAAAAGCAAUCUAGUUAUUCCGAUGCCAAACCCACUUACAUGAUUCAAGAUGAAAUCUACUUUGAAGGCAAACGAAGUUCAGAAUUCGAAAGAGUCAAACAAAAAUUUGAUAGGAGUCAAUCGACUAAAAUUGCUAGUUUCUCGUCCAACUCAAAAAAUAAUUUCCAAUCAAAAAGCUUCGAAGCUCGUAAUGAUAUUCAUCAUAAACGUUUAAUUGAUGACUAUGGCAUGAACAGCAACAUGAAUAUUAGUGAUAAUAUUGCUCAACAUUAUAAUUGUGAACCUUCUUCCUCGUCCUCCAAAAAGCAUUCUUCUUUUCAUGCACAGUCGUCUCAUGAGAAACAAGAUAAUACAGUUGAUUUAGCGGCUAGUUUCAAUUUAGAUGGAUUUAAAGUGUCAGAAGAUGAUGAUGACGAUGAUACUCCAUAAAUAUGAACCUGAGUUGAACGAUUUGUCAGCCAUGCCACAAACAAUAUUAUAAAAAAAAACUUAAAAACAUAUUUUUUCACUUUUUACAUUUUAAAUUAUAAAAGUUUCUACAUAAUCAACGAGUAUUUAUAUAUAUCAUAGAUUGAUUAUCUGUCCAUUUAAUGUUGAUCUCAAAAAAUACUGUUUAUGUGUAGAAAUGAUAAUAAUUCUAUGUAUUGAACAAGAAAGCAUUAUUAUGUAUUGAAAAUAA
This is a messenger RNA of Chironomus riparius, 2365 nucleotides long. Lineage: Eukaryota; Metazoa; Arthropoda; Insecta; Diptera; Chironomidae. The record is from the annotation of a GenBank genome assembly.